AACUUCAACGGCUUAUUCCAUUCCAGAAAAUGAAAAUGGGUGCAGACAGGAUAGAAAUGUCAGUGUACUGUUGUGUUGAGUGAAUAAUAACAUCGCUUCAAUGAAAGUUUUGUUGUGUUGUCUAUGGAAACAGUAACACAUCUGUCAUAUUUGCAGUUUACUCACAGGUGAUAUAAAUAAAUAUUACACGAUUUCGUACUUACGGGAGUUGUUUCUCCGUAAAGCAAUGACUGAGUAUAAGUUGGUUGUUGUGGGGGCUGGUGGUGUGGGCAAAAGUGCUUUGACUAUUCAGUUAAUACAAAAUCAUUUUGUAGAUGAGUAUGACCCUACUAUAGAAGAUUCUUAUAGAAAGCAGGUAGUCAUAGAUGGAGAAACGUGUUUAUUAGACAUUCUUGAUACUGCUGGCCAAGAAGAAUACAGUGCCAUGAGGGACCAGUACAUGAGGACUGGUGAGGGUUUUUUGCUUGUGUUUGCUGUCAACAGCAUAAAGUCUUUUGAAGAUAUUGGAACUUAUCGGGAACAAAUCAAAAGAGUGAAGGAUGCAGAAGAAGUCCCUAUGGUACUUGUUGGGAACAAGUGUGAUUUAUCUUCAUGGGCUGUUUCAAUGAAUGAAGCUCGAGAAGUGGCUAAACAGUAUGGUAUACCACUUGUUGAAACAUCGGCUAAAACUCGAAUGGGCGUUGAUGAUGCUUUCUACACGCUUGUUAGAGAAAUCAGGAAAGAUAAGGAAAGAGGUAAAGGAAAAAAACAGAAAGGGGCGAAUAAAAAGAAAUUAUGCUCCUUGCUUUAAAUAUAACCCUUAAAAUUUUACAGCCAGCCAUAUAUUUAAUUUAGCCCAUAAUAUAGUAUUAGUAGAUUUGUGAAUUAUUUUUACUUAACUCUAUUUUUGUAUAUAUUAUACUAUGUCGCUCAUUCGAAGUUAUACAUUUUUUAAGUUAAAAACAAAUUAAACUAUACCAAGAGAUUAUUUGAAGCAAAAAUAUUAGUUUAUAAUCUUAUGUAGAUUGAAUCACGCCCGCUUAUGAGUUUGAUCGUACUUAUUCGCUAGUAACAAUUUCAUAAAAGCUGAAAUGAUAGUUUUCUUAGCAGAAAAUCUUCUAUCUUCUCUUUACUUUUUCACCGUUCAUUUUCUUCCUCUUCUCCUUUUUUCAAGAACUUCAAAGCUCAGAUUAGUUUAAAUUUUUAUCUUGAUUUUUCUAUUUCAUCAUGCCUGAGCUCUUUGUCAAUGGUUUUGAUUAGUUCAUGGUUAGAGUUCAUUAUGUGGACCUGAUUUUUAUAUUAAUAUUAACAAACUAUAUUUUCAAAAUAAAAACUAUUGAUAAUAAGCUUUAAUCCAGUAUUGAUUAAUUAAUUUCGACAAAUAACUUAUCAGUACACACAAUAUUUAUUCUAAACAUGAUUUUCAUUUAAAAGAGUGACAAUUAAUUUUAGAAAAUAAAAUAGCUUUUGAAGAUGAUUAGUGCUGGAAACACUGGUACCUACAUAUAAACAUUUUAACCACUUUGAUAGUGAUUUUCAAUUAGUACCCACAAUAAAAAAUUGUAAAAGGUUUUGUUACAAAUUUUCUAUUUAUUCUUUUUUUUGUUUAGUCGGUUACGAUUCGUUAUAUCUUUAUGAGUUUGUGUUAUCACAUAUUAAAGUAAUAUAUGCUGUUAUCAAUUUAUAAAUAUCAAUAGUUCUGUUCUAUGUUAAAUAUUGAUGAUUAUUCUUAGUGAGGUUACAGUAUAAUAAGCAGCCACCAAUUGAAUCAUCGAUAUUCAUGAAUAACGAAUCCACGAUGUAACUACUGAAACCAAAUUACGUUAUAGGUAUUUCAAAUUACAGUAUAGCUCGGCUGUUUUUAUAUCUUAGAAAAUUAAUAAUUUAAUAAUGAAUAAAAAGCUCUCUAGGCCAUGUAUAAUUUACAAAUUGCAACAAAAAACAUUUAGCUAUUUUUUACUAUGUUGAAGGCUAUGAGUCUUCUGGCUCCUUGUGACAUAAAUAAUACAUAUACAUCCCUAUUGUACUUACGGGAUCAUUAAUAAACAUGAUUUAACUGUUUUUUAAUUAAUUUGGGACAAUAAUGGUCCAAUCGAAUUAUAUUGUUGGCGUUUAAGAUUGUAUUAAGCAAUAGUGUUAUUCUCUGAAAUAAAAACAGCUAGCAAUUAUUAACUAUGUAUAUGUAUAGGUCAAAUGUUUUUAUAUUCAACAGUUUAGAUAUUUCUAAUUGAUAGUUAGUUGUGGUGGCCUGCAGCCCUUAGUGAUUUAAAAACCAGGUCUGCUUAUGAUACUCUGCCUUUGUUCUCUACCCGUGUAAGUAAUAGGCAGGCCUAAACCCUUUUUCAUGUUAUUUUGAGCUAACAACAACUCCCUGAGGUGUAGGCCUUCGGCGACAUUCAGCGCAUCCUCCUGUGUUUACUGUCAGUCCCCGAGGUUGAUGUGCCUUAGCAACUACAGACUCAAUGGUGUCGUCACCAGCACAGUUCUACGUUUAAGCCUCAAAGUGUUUGUCAUUUAAGUUCGGUACUUGCAGUCGAAAUUUACAUUCCAGUGUUACCUUGACAAGAUAGAUGUCAUUCUUUGAUUUGGAAUUCCUCUAGUUAUCUUGAGUCCUUAAUUAAAUAUUUUAAGAAAGGAGUUUUUAAGUGUUUAAUUCUCCUGUGAUAUUCUUGGUGACAAAUUAUUUUGAGUGUUCUUGUCUAGUUUCACUACCGUUCACCAAGGUAUUUGAAAGUAGCUCUGCUCUGAUCUUACCAAGAUAUCGUUGAGCGUUAUUUUUUGUGAUUGAAUGAUGACAAGACUGCCUUUCUUGGCAGCGGGUCAAAGCGAUCUGUCAAGUACCAGUUCCACCAGCCGAGCACCUACCACCUCCAGUCCGAUCCAUCGCAAAUCAUUAAAAAUCAAUUCUUCCUACUACCUGUUUAGAUCUUUAAAAAUCUGUGCUUAGAGCAUUAAUAAAUUACAAGCUACAAUUUUUCCGUUUUAAAAUAUAUACUUCCACUACAUAUCUAUUCCUUAUUGUAGUGUUCCAUUUUAUUAUUUAUUUUUUAAAGCAUGAACACACUAUACUAUGUAUGUAUUUUUUGAUAUAUCACAGUUUCUGUGAAAAAACUAUCAUUUUUUGCAGAGGGUAAUAUUACACACAAAUCCUCGACUUUUAUUAUCAGCAUCAACUGUUUCAUUGUUACAAAUUGUUUUGUAGGCCUGUUUAUUAGUGGUCAUAUCCUGCAGCUAAGCAGAAUAAUUUUAUUAAUAUCGAUUGUAUUAUAAAUAGGCGAUAUUUGAAAAAAUGUGACAUUAUGUACGGAUAUUUUAGAACUCAAGUCAUUUAGGUAGUAGACCUAAACUAUUAUUUUAACUUAGUGGAAUAACAAAUAAUUUAUUGUGUUUUCUCUACUCUAUAUUAAUUGAAAUAACUAGGUUCUUAUUUAAGAAUGUUAGCUCAGAAGGCAACAAGAUACUUUGACCCUAAUAUUUUAAUAAGCUAAACUUUGUUGUGGUACCUACAGAAAAAUAUUUUUUUUUCUGUAAAAAAAAUGUUUGAUACUGGAUAUAAGUUUGAACCUGUACUGUAACCUAUUAUCUUAGCAGGGCAGAUGUUCAAAUGUAAACUUGGGAAUUCAGUGUUGGAAAAUUUGUUUUCUGAUAUUAGAAUAACUAGACAUAAGCAUUCAAUGUAGACACAUUAUAGCCUUCAAGGCAAACACACUAUCUGUUUGUUUUAUGUUACACUGAAGCAUAACAAGUGUUCUGAGUAAAGCGUAUUAACAAUUUAUCAAGUCUCUAUUGGAAAUUUGUUCUCUUCUGUUGGUUUGAAACUGCAGUUAUUAGCACAAGUAUUACUAAUUAAGUGAUGAAUAGUUAUAUAUACAAAACAUUAAUUGAAUAGGCCUGCAAAACAAACAAAAAUUUGUAUAAAAUGCCAUGUAUUUUAUAUGCAGUUUGUAUGAUUAAAUUUAGUGACAUGAAUAAAAAAAAUGUUUUGUUUGGAAGCUUCAAACUUAUGUAACUUUUAUUGUAGCCUAACUGUAUACCUGAAUGUGUUUUUAUAUAAGCUAUCAAUAUCUUUACUCUUGAAAAUGUAUUCAAAAUCUUUUUAUUGUUUCUUGUUGGUUUUUCUUUAGGCUUAUUUCCUGAUAGCAAGAUUGUCAAACUUUGUCAAAAGGUCUUAUGAAUAUGAUUUAUAAGUGUAAAACCAUUUUAGUCCACGGGAAAUAUGUGCAUUCUCUAUGAAACAAGUGAUUAAAAAAAAUUGUUCAGAGCAACAUUUAAAUUAAUUAAUUAAUUUAAUUAUUAUUAGCGCUAUCUUAUAAUUAUUGUUAACAUUUAAUGACAGUUACUAUGAAAUCUUCAAAUUAAUGCCAAAUGUUACUGUUCAACAGAAACCCUUGAAGUUAAAUCACUGACUUCUGUUGACUUUUACUGUGUGUGUAUAUAAGUUGGGAGAGCAAUAAUUCUGCCCUCAAAUAAAAGAAAGAUCGCCCUUUACAAACAUGUAAAUAAGUUUAUUUACCAUCAACGUCUAUCAACUUACUUGCACUUUUAUUGAGAAGUUGUCUUUAGAUGUUAAAUAAUUGUUAUUAUAAUAUUCUUAGGGAAUUUGCACUAAGUCGUAGCUUUCCUGUAACUAAGCAUUUUAAUUCAUUGUUUUGGGUGUUUAAAUAAUGUCAACUUGCAAUUUUAUUCUCGUCUAGCACAGCCUUUCCUCCAAUCAAAGUGUAUUCCGUAUUGUAACUGAACUGAUUGUUGGUGUAUAGCCUAAUGUAGACUUUGGUUCGAUUAGACUACACCGAACACGUACGUGUUUCUCAAACUUGACUUUUACACAACAUAUAGGUCUUUCCCUUCAUCUGUUGUUGUCAUUGUUAUAAUGGUUAUUUAAAAUUCUAUUUUUUGUAAAUUACAGUAGAAAUUUACUCAAACCAAAGAAAUAGACUUCUGUAAGCAGCAUUACAGUUUUAAUGUUAACUUAUUAGAUGAAUAGACAUGAUGUACACAUUUAAAUCAUAUUUGACUAUCCAGUAGGCGCUUUGAGGUUGUUACAAUUUGUUACGGUGAUGUUCAAAUCCUGAAAGUGAUGAAAUAUUGCAGUUUUACUUUUAUUAUUUUAGAAUUCGAUAACGUUAAUUACGAUAGUGAGAGGCUACUGCACAAUUUAUUAAUCUCGACUCAGAAUGUGAUGAGUUUUACGCUGACAGGCUUUAUUAAUAUUGUAAAAGUAUUUGUACGCAUAGUUUAAAAUUAAUGUAAAGUUAGUGUUACUUUUUAUUGUUAAAUUAUUUGUAUAAAUUAUAGGUUUUAUUUAAAAUCUUGCCAAAUAAACAUUUUCUAUUUUGUGCAAUUUUAAUAAUUAAUAGGUAAAUAUUAAAGUACAACUAAUUUUCAAACACGA
Molecule: messenger RNA, 5371 nt
Organism: Homalodisca vitripennis (glassy-winged sharpshooter)
Lineage: Eukaryota; Metazoa; Arthropoda; Insecta; Hemiptera; Cicadellidae
Gene: Ras85D
Product: GTPase HRas
Exons: 1
Coding region: 227-790 (187 amino acids)
Biological process (GO): epidermal growth factor receptor signaling pathway; Ras protein signal transduction
Cellular component (GO): plasma membrane
Molecular function (GO): GTP binding; GTPase activity; GDP binding
Source: RefSeq, a predicted model, not a curated record